This is a messenger RNA of Varanus komodoensis (Komodo dragon), 5700 nucleotides long. RefSeq names its product structural maintenance of chromosomes 4 (gene SMC4). Gene Ontology annotation, biological process: mitotic chromosome condensation. Bases 585 to 4259 code for a protein of 1224 amino acids. Gene Ontology annotation, molecular function: ATP binding; protein binding; ATP hydrolysis activity. Gene Ontology annotation, cellular component: chromosome. The record is from RefSeq and is a predicted model, not a curated record. The transcript has 23 exons. NCBI's taxonomy places the organism in Eukaryota, Metazoa, Chordata, Lepidosauria, Squamata, Varanidae.
GGUUUCUUUAUUAGUUAUAAACUUUGUGAGUGAAAAUGGUGUUUAGAAGCAAUAUUUCAGAUGAAGUUAAUGUUCUUGUUCAUGGUGUUUAGUCUUACAUUAUGCAAGAGCAGCAAACAAUGAUUUAAAUAGAUAAAUUUUUGAGGUUGGGUGAGAGUAGCUUGUGACUUUGUUAUUAAGCAGUAACUGCUUGUGUCUUAAAAAUAAAUUACUGCAUAUUAUACUGGGAAAUGCCUAAAUUUAAAAGAUGCAAUAGCAGCGUAAAACAUUUGUUUUCAACACUUUUAUUGCUGAGUGAUUUAAUAUCUUAAAAGUGAUAUCAAGCAAUUAUUCAAAGAAAGUGUGGCCUUAAGGAGUUAAAAAAAGUUCUAUGGUUUGUUGAAUUCUUAGUGGCCAGUUUUUUUGUGUGUGUGUGUGACAAACUUCCUGUCUUUGAGGAAUAGUGCUGCUGCUGUCAUUACAGCUUGUAGGGCAUUGUGCUGCGAUCUCCAGACCACCUCCUUUUACAGUUCUCAGAUGGAGUAGUUGACAAUCGAAGUUUAGAAGAGAUUUUGAGUAGCAUCUCUCCUCCCCCACCUCCAGCGAUGACCAAUGAAGCUGGAGCUCCUCGUCUCAUGAUAACUCACAUUGUAAACCAGAACUUCAAAUCUUAUGCUGGGGAGCAAAUUCUAGGACCGUUUCAUAAGCGUUUUUCAUGCAUUAUUGGACCAAAUGGCAGUGGAAAGUCUAAUGUUAUUGAUUCUAUGCUCUUUGUGUUUGGUUAUCGAGCACAAAAAAUAAGAUCCAAAAAACUCUCUGUACUGAUACAUAAUUCUGAUGAACACAGUGAUAUCCAGAGUUGCACUGUAGAAGUUCAUUUUCAAAAGAUCAUUGACAAGGAAGGGGAUGAUUAUGAAGUCAUUCCCAGCAGCAAUUUCUGUGUCUCCAGAACGGCCUACAAAGAUAAUUCUUCAGUAUACCAUAUUAGUGGGAAGAAAGCAACAUUUAAAGAUGUUGGGCUUUUGCUUCGAAGUCAUGGGAUUGACCUAGACCAUAAUAGGUUCUUGAUUUUGCAGGGGGAAGUUGAGCAAAUAGCAAUGAUGAAACCAAAAGGACAGAAUGAGCAUGAUGAAGGGAUGCUUGAAUAUUUAGAAGACAUAAUUGGAUCUGGACGAUUAAAAGAACCCAUUCAUAUAUUAUGUCGAAGAGUUGAAAUAUUAAAUGAACAGAGAGGUGAGAAGUUGAACAGAGUUAAAAUGGUGGAAAAGGAGAAAGAUGCCUUAGAAGGAGAACAGAACAAAGCCCUUGAAUUUCUUUGUUUGGAGAACAAAAUGUUCAAAGAAAAGAAUAAGAUAUAUCAAUACUAUAUUUAUGAAUUACAGAAGUGGAUAACAGAUCUGGAAACACAGAAGGGAAAAAUACACGAGGACACUAAAGAAGUUAAUGAGAAAAGCAGUAAACUGGCAGAUGAAAUGAAAGAUAAGAAUAAAGCUCUGAAAGAAGUAGAAAAGAAACUUAAUAAAAUUACAGCAUUUAUUGAAGAAAAUAAAAACAAAUUCACAAAACUUGAUCUAGAGGAUGUUCAAGUAAGGGAAAAACUAAAACAUGCAAAAAGCAAGUCAAAAAAACUAGAGAAACAGCUUCAAAAGGAUAAAGAAAAGGUUGAAGACUUGAGAAGUGUUCCUGCUAAAUGCAAGUCUGUUAUCACUGAAGCAACAUCUAGGCAAGAAAUUUUGGAAAAGGAAAAGGAAGUGGUAGAGGAAAAUCUGAAGAAAGUUAUGGAUAGCCUAAAGCAGGAAACUAAAGGACUGCAGAAAGAGAAAGAGGACAAAGAAAAAGAGCUUAUGGAAUUCAGCAAAACAGUUAAUGAAGCACGUUCAAGUGUGGAUGUGGCCAAGUCAGAAUUUGAUCUCUACCUUAGUCGUCAUAAUACUGCAGUAGCUCAGUUAGAAAUGGCAAAAGAAGCUCUUCAAACUGCUUCAGGAACACUUAAGGAGAGGUUACCUGCUAUCAAAGAACUGGAGUUAAAAUUACCUCAAGCUGAAUAUGAUCUAAGAAAGAAAGAGAAUGAACUUGACAAACUUUUAAAAGAGGAAGCAGACAUCAAAAAAGAUGUUCAAGAUCUGCGUCAGAAAGUAGAAGAGGCAAGAAGUUCACUAUCAGUAAAUAAAAGUAGAGGAAAAGUUCUUGAAGCUUUAAUGCAGCAGAGGAAAUCUGGAAACAUACCUGGAAUAUAUGGAAGGCUGGGUGACUUGGGAGCCAUAGAUGAAAAGUAUGAUAUUGCAAUUUCAUCAUCGUGUGGAGCACUGGAUCAUAUAGUUGUUGAUUCUAUCGAUACAGCUCAAAUAUGUGUUAAUUUCCUGAAGAAACAAAACAUUGGAGUGGCAACUUUCAUAGGGCUUGACAAGAUGGCAGUAUGGGAGAAAAGCAUGGGAAAAAUCCAGACUCCUGAAAACACUCCACGCUUGUUUGACAUGAUAAAAGUUAAAGAUGAAAAAGUUCGCCAAGCCUUUUAUUUUGCAUUACGGGAUACUCUAGUAGCUAAUAACCUGGAUCAGGCUACAAGAGUUGCUUUCCACAAAGAUAAGAGGUGGAGAGUUGUAACUUUGCAAGGACAAAUCAUAGAACAGUCAGGGACAAUGACUGGUGGUGGUGGAAAAGUAAUGAAGGGUAGAAUGGGAUCCUCUGUUGUAGUUGAAAUAUCAGAAGAUGAGGUAAAUGAAAUGGAAACUCAACUGCAAAAAAGUUCACAAAAAGCAAUGCGAUAUCAGGAAGAGAAAGUGCAACUUGAAGAAAUGAUAGUAAAAUUGCGACAGACUGUCAGGGAAAUGAGGAACACACUAGAAAAAUACAGUGCAAGUAUCCAGAGUUUAUCGGAACAAGAAGCUCACUUAAAAGUCCAGGUUAAAGAACUUGAAGCAAACGUGAUUGCUUCCGCUCCAGACAAAGUAAAGCAAAAGGAAAUGGAGAGAAAAUGUAAUACUUUAAAAGCAGAAUAUGACAGGGUUGCUGCGAAAGCUGGGAAAGUGGAAGCAGAAGUUAAGAGACUACAUAAUCUCAUAAUUGAAAUCAAUAACAGUAAACUUAAAGCCCACCAAGACAAUCUUGAUAAGUUAAACAAAGAAGCAGAUCAGUGUGCUUCUGCUAUUACUAAAGCUCAGGUUGCAAUCAAGACAGCAGAUAGAAACCUGAAAAAAGCAGAGGAUGCUGUUCUUCAUACUGAGAAGGAAAUUGAAGAGAAUAAAAAGACCAUACAAGACUUAACUGAACAGCUAAGUGCACUAGAUGAAAGAGCUGCUGAAGUUAUGACUGACAGCAAAAAAGCUGAAGAAUCCUUACCAGAGAUUCAAGAGAAGCAUCGCUCUGUGCUUCAAGAGAUUAAAGCUAUCCAAGAAGAAGAACAUUUGCUCCAAGAAGCGGCACUUAAUAUUCGGCUUAAAAUUGAACAGCUGGACAGUCACAUUGCAGAACAUCAGUCAAAGAUUAAGCAUUGGCAAAAGGAGAAAUCAAAAAUAUCACUACAUUCUGUGAAAGAUAAACAAGUUGAAGAGCUUCCCAUUUUUAGUCAAGAAGAACUUGAGGCUAUUAAAGAUACAAAUAUUAUAACCAAUCAGAUAGCUCUUUUAGAAGCCCAGUGUCAUGAAAUGAAACCAAACUUGGGAGCCAUUGAGGAAUAUAAUAAAAAGGAAGAAUUGUACCUAAAACGUGUGGCAGAGUUGGAUGAAAUUACCAGUGAGAGGGACAAGUUUAGAGAAGCUUAUGAAGAUCUUAGAAAAAACAGGCUUAAUGAAUUUAUGGCAGGAUUUAAUGUAAUAACCAACAAGCUAAAGGAAAAUUAUCAAAUGCUUACAUUGGGAGGAGAUGCAGAACUAGAGCUUGUAGAUAGUCUGGAUCCUUUCUCUGAAGGAAUCAUAUUCAGUGUUCGGCCACCAAAGAAAAGCUGGAAAAAAAUAUUUAAUUUGUCAGGUGGAGAGAAGACAUUAAGCUCACUGGCUUUGGUUUUUGCUCUGCAUCAUUACAAGCCUACUCCACUUUACUUCAUGGAUGAAAUUGAUGCAGCACUUGAUUUUAAGAAUGUAUCCAUUGUAGCAUUUUACAUAUAUGAACAAACCAAAAAUGCACAAUUCAUCAUUAUUUCUCUGCGGAACAACAUGUUUGAAAUUGCAGACAGACUAAUUGGUAUUUACAAGACUUACAACACAACAAAAAGUGUUGCAACAAAUCCCAAAGUGAUUGCAUCAAAAGGACAUGCUGAAGUUGGCUCUGUCGAAUGUUUCUGAAUGUGGAAAUUGCUUUUAGUUUAACCAGUAGAUCUUUCUAAUGGACACAUUCCAAUAUUCAGCUUAACACCAGCUUGCUAUAAGUGGCUUAAAAUUUUAACAUCCUACUAAGGGCUGUUUAUCCUCUUAAAAUCAAGAAUCUCUUCAGUUCCGGAGUAAUGCAUAAAAUAUAACUGGAUGUGAAUGGUUCUGUUGUGCUCAACCACACAGUUGUCAUUUAAGAGCAGUGGAAUACUGGGGAGCGGCAUAAGGGUUGUAGAUUUUUUUAAAGCAUUCUGUACUGUGUGUUAAAAUAAAACUAAUAAAUCGGCUGAUUUAUUUUUAUGAUACUGUAGGAUGGUCAUUGUUGUAGAUACAUAAGCUGCAAGAAAAAACUACAUGAACAACAGACUGUUUUAAUAUGUGGAAAUUAGAGGUAAGAUCAGUUCACAUUGUAUGUGCAGUUGGUUGCAAAGCAAACUGAGCCUCUUUAAUAAAGCUAAACUUACAACAAAUGUAAUUUGUUAUUACUCUUAUAUGUAAAGAUUAUUUACAUUUACAUUUCCUGGGAUAAGGCAGUCUUGGUUAAGGCCAUUAGCUAAAAUGACAGCCAAUCCUGGAUUCAAUACUGGCAUUUCUUGGAAGAGCUUGGAAAGUUGUCUGUGUGUACCCUGGACAGCAGUUGCUAGUCAGAUCACACUUCCCCCAGUCAGUAACGUCUAGAUAGUUUGCAUUAUAACCUCUCAGUCCAGACCGUUAGCCACAGGAAUGUUGCUCCAAUUAUUAAAGAGGAUACAAAUUUUGGUUGGCCUUGGUAUACAUAACCCCAGUUUUGUAAUUACCUAUCAAGUGUAGCAUAAAAGAGUACCAGGAUAGGAGCUCACGAGUUAACUAAAUUGAUUGGCUUUUCUGUUAUUUCUCGAUUGAAUCUGGUGGAGAAGGCUGGGAGGUUAGAAGGUUAUUCUUGAGGUUUAUGAAGGGAUGAAGUGAAUUCUGUGCCAGGGAGAAGUGGCCCAUCUCUAUUGCCUUCAUUUUUAGGGUUUGAUUGCCUACACCUGGGAGAUACCAAGUGAGAUAGCAGCCCACCAUGUGAUUGCUUGUUGAGCAUCACAGUAAGGGAAUAAAAUGCAGGUAUUUGGUAUUAGUCUUCUGUCCAGCUUUACUAGACUUCUACUUGUGGAACACCUAUUACCUAGGUAAUAUAAAAUAGGAUGAGUUAUUUUUCUGUCAAGGUGACUGCUGAAGGGUGUUCUCUUUGGAACUGGGAUUGUAACUUUCUUGAGGUUUUAUGUUUUAACUUGUACUUGCUGCUUCACCUUUUAAAUGCUAGUCCUUUGUUCCCAGCUUUGCACAUGGCAUGAAUCCGAAAGUAGAUGAAGAAUGCAAAAUGAAAAGUUACUGUGACAAUACAGUAUUGACGAUCCUAAAACCACAUCUAUCAAUAAAAAUAUAAUAGAUCAAA